AUGGGCAAGGAACGUCAUCCCAAUGGAAAAGAGAAACCCAUUUGUGGUUUACUUUUUCAUCCUUAUGGCAACUUGCUAGAUAACUUAAACAACGCAACAGCCUUUACUUUGCAGGGUAACAUACAACAAGCCUUUAACACAGAUUCUUCGACCGCCAGUUGGGUGUUGUCCGAAUAUGCUCUUACGCUUGGCUCCUUUAUCAUGGUAAAUGGUAAGAUUUCCGACAUCAUUGGCCCACACAACAUUUAUCUCGGAGGGUUAUCGGUCAUCUGGAUAUGUGCUCUCAUCUGUGCAUGCAUUCCACACUCAUCCAUCAUCACGCUAAUUGUUUUCAGGGCAAUCCAAGGUGUUGGUGCUUCUGCCUUAGUUCCAUCGACACUUGCUCUUGCGGCAAACUAUUUUAGUGGCCCCUAUGCCAAAUAUCUUCCAGGUGCUGUGGUUGGCUUCAUCAUCGCAUUGACUGGUGUUUUUGGGGUUGCACUUAUUUUAGGAGGGGCAUUUUCCGAGACCGCAAUCGGAUAUGAAAGUUACUUUUACUUUGUGUUUGCAUAUAGGUUGGUGAUGAACAUAAUAUUGCUCUUUUUAAUCAUUCCGAUUGAAGAGACAGAAGAGCAUGAAAAGAUGAAGCUGAAAAAUGUUGAUUUCAUUGGAUCUGCCUUGAUCAUCAUUGGUAUUCUCUUGAUGAUUUUGGGACUGACCGAAGGUGGUGAUGACUGGAAGAGGCCAAGAGCCUACGUGCCCUUGGUUGUGGGGUUUUUCACAGACAAGUCAGAAGACUGGAGACUUCAAAUAGAUUUGAUAUUCCCACCUGAAAUCAUUCACAUUCCAAAUUUCCUUCCUAUUUUGAUAACAUGUGGUAUGUACUUUGCAACGUUUACCAUGAUCACCGCAAUUGGGGUGCUAUACUAUAGCUCCAUAGAUGGUGACUCCCCAAUAAUUGUUGCUCUCAAAGUUUCCACUAUAUCAGCCGGUGUUGUUUUUGAAGCAUCUAUAUACAGACAAUCUUACUACGGCAAAAUUGGUGGUGUUGUCAAUGGUGUCUACCGGACGUGCUUGCAGGUGUGUUUGAGUGUCGGCAAUGCAUUGGUCCCAUCGAUUGUUGGAAAUGUUGUGCCUGCCACGUCGGAAGAAAUGAAACAGCAUCUUCAUAACAAGUUUCAAAACAUAUUUUAUGUAUUAAUGGGGUUUCAUGUAGUGAUUUUAAUCAUCAUGAUUCUUUUUGUUCGGGAUUCUGAAAAGUCACCAGAAACUGAAGAUGAAGUAGAGGACAAACCAGAAGUUGGAGGGAAUUGCAAUAAAGUGGAAAAAGGCUAUGAUGGAAUCUGUUCAGAAAAGGAGGAAGACGAUAAAUGCACCGGCAUAUUUCUGCACGGCGACUCUCUGGAAGGCAGAUAAUUGUUUAACAUGAAUAUAUAAGAUCGCCUGGCCUAUCAAUUAGCAGUUGAUUUAACUUGACUAUUUUCUACAAUCAACUUUAGCUUCAACUUGUUUGCAUUUGAUCCAUAAAAACCUUUGCAUUUGAUCCGUAAAAAG
Molecule: messenger RNA, 1533 nt
Organism: Pichia membranifaciens NRRL Y-2026
Lineage: Eukaryota; Fungi; Ascomycota; Pichiomycetes; Pichiales; Pichiaceae
Exons: 3
Coding region: 1-1395 (464 amino acids)
Biological process (GO): transmembrane transport
Cellular component (GO): membrane
Molecular function (GO): transmembrane transporter activity
Source: RefSeq, a predicted model, not a curated record